AUAAAUAAUAAAAAGGCUUUUAUAUGAGGCUCUGCACUCCCCGCAUGUCAUCGAUGAAACUAUACGAACGUCUUGUCUAACUUCAGACUUAUGAGUCGCUACGUAGCUCGACAACUCACCGCAUAAUUAGAAAGGUCAUAUUACUUAAUAAUACUUAGAAUAACUGGUGUUUAUUCAUACGAAGGUAUUUUAACUAGAGAGGAAUCUAGUUGGUCUAAAAUAGAGGAACUUAACCAAGAACCAAAGCUCUAAUACUUAAACCACCACCUAUCAACACCCGAAUCGCAAAAAUGGCCCCAAAGAAGAUGAAGAUUACAGAUUUAUACAUUUACCCCAUCAAGUCUCUAUGCCCGCUCUCCGUGCGCAAAACGCGGCUUCGUCGGGAGGGAUUACAGUAUGACCGUCGCUUCAUGUUGCUCAAGGUCCUUCCUGAUGGGGGGUACAAGAACAUCCAGACAGUCUACUUCCCCGAGUGCACCCUAUUUGACCAGACCAUUCAAGGUGACGGAGAAGGCGGCCUUGAUGUUGUCGUCACCUACCGUAUCCCAGAGAAACCGCUAGUUAACCCGCCGCCCCCAGAGCAGAGUACUGCACUGCGCGUACCCCUCAACCCCACCUUCGACGGCCUCGACACCGUUGAUAUCGAGCUAUUCGGUAGCCCCACGUUCGCGUACCGCAUGGGCGACUCAUAUGAUGCCUGGUUCUCAUCGUGUCUAGGGUAUCCCGCCGUACUCGUAUACAUCGGCGAGAAUCGACGCCCAGUACUAGCACACUCACCACCUACACCCGCGCCUCUAUCACAGAGCAACUCCUGGCUCUCGUCCAUCACAUCAUACAUACCAUACUGGUCGCGGGCCGCCCAACCAGAUGCCAAAGAAACCAAUGAUGGCGGUCUCGCCUUCAACGAAGCCGCGCCCUUCCUCGUAACAUCCAAAGCCUCACUGCGCGAGGUCAGCACCCGCCUCCCUUCAGAUCAACCCAUGAACAUGAUAAAAUUCCGACCGAACAUUGUCGUAGACGAAGUUUCCGACGACGACACCAAUGACAACGAUAGCGACUACUACAGCAUCGACGAAGAACCAUCAGAAGAACAAGGCGAAGCAAAAGGGGAAGAAAACGCCCUCAAAGCCUACGAUGAAGACCACUGGGCCGAACUGCGCAUCCGGCGACGCCACCGCCUAGCUCUAACUGCAAACUGCGCGCGCUGCGCCUCCAUCAACAUCGACUACAGCACGGGCCGGCCCGGUACCAACGAGUCGGGCUCCGUGCUAAAGAAACUGAUGAAAGACCGUCGCGUGGACACGGGAAACAAAUGGUCGCCUAUUUUCGGGCGGUACGCUUUCCUGCUCCCCCCUACUUCCCCGCCGCCAGAGCAUAGUGGGGAUGAAGGGGAAGAUGGAGAUGGGGAGGACUGGGUAGCUGACGUCGCUGUGGGGGACGAAGUCGAGGUUACGAAACGCAACACCGAGCGAGACGUAUGGGCGUGGCCGAAAUGAGUCCGUCCGUCUGUCUGUCGUCCGCUUGCUUGUCUGUCCAUCUGCCCACUUUCCUCCAUAUUCCGCCGUCAUAAGGCCGCGGGCGCGCGAUCGCGCAUGGAGAUUUCGAAACCCCCAUCUAGCGGUGAGCACAUAUCGCAAGCAUGAAUUAGCAAGCUUGGCUUGUCUUAUGUGUACGCACGAC
Messenger RNA from Hypoxylon trugodes, 1680 nucleotides. Its product is annotated as MOSC domain-containing protein. The transcript has 4 exons. The record is from RefSeq and is a predicted model, not a curated record. Gene Ontology annotation, molecular function: pyridoxal phosphate binding; catalytic activity; molybdenum ion binding. The coding region runs from base 291 to 1496 and encodes 401 amino acids. Lineage: Eukaryota; Fungi; Ascomycota; Sordariomycetes; Xylariales; Hypoxylaceae.